Messenger RNA from Acanthisitta chloris (rifleman), 953 nucleotides. It is a transcript of the gene FKBP8, whose product is annotated as FK506 binding protein 8, 38kDa. NCBI's taxonomy places the organism in Eukaryota, Metazoa, Chordata, Aves, Passeriformes, Acanthisittidae. The record is from RefSeq and is a predicted model, not a curated record. Gene Ontology annotation, molecular function: peptidyl-prolyl cis-trans isomerase activity; protein binding. The annotation marks the transcript as partial. The transcript has 7 exons.
GUAGUGGUUUGCUCAAGAAGAAGACACUGGUGCCAGGGCAGGGGGUGGACACUCGUCCCCAGAAGGGCCAGGACGUGACCAUCAGGCUGAAGGCCACACUGGACGAUGGCACUGUGGUGGAGGAGGAUCCUGCCCUCACCUUCACGCUGGGGGACUGCGAUGUCAUGCAGGCUCUGGACCUGUGUGUGCAGCUCUUGGAAAUGAAGGAGACAGCUUUGAUUGUGUCAGAUGCAAAGUACUGCUAUGGUGCUCAGGGCAGGAGCCCUGACAUCCCACCCAACACAUCCCUGACGCUGGAGGUGGAGCUGCUGGCAGCUCGGGAUGCACCAGACCUGGAGCUGCUCAGUGGGAAGGAGAAGGUUGAGUUGGCCAACCGCAAGCGAGAGCGUGGCAACUUCUUCUACGAACAAGCAGAUUACGUGCUGGCCAUCAACUCCUACGACAUUGCCCUCAAGAUCGUCGGCUCCAGCUCCAAAGUUGACUUCAGCCCAGAUGAAGAGGCUGAGCUGCUGGAUGUGAAGGUGAAAUGCCUCAACAACCUGGCAGCCUCGCAGCUGAAAUUGGACCAUUAUGAGGCAGCUCUCAAGUCCUGUAACCUGGUGCUGGAGCACCAGCCAGAGAACAUCAAGGCUCUCUUUCGGAAGGGCAAGGUCCUGGCUCAGCAAGGAGAGUACAGGGAGGCCAUUCCCAUCUUGAAGACAGCGUUGAAGCUGGAGCCUUCAAACAAGACCAUCCACGCCGAGCUCUCCAAGCUGGUGAAGAAACAUGCAGACCAGAGGAGUGUGGAGACAGAGAUGUACAGAAAGAUGCUCGGGAAUCCCAGCGCCACCAGCACCCCCAGGAAGUACAAAGACAAACUGCCCUGGUCCAUCCCCUGGAAGUGGCUCUUCGGUGCGACAGCCAUCGCGCUCGGCGGCGUGGCCUUGUCCGUGGUCAUCGCAGCGAGGAACUAA